AUGUCCAACGUGAGCCUUGUGACCGUGUUCGUCCUCACUGGCCUUCCCCGGGCCCCAGGGCUGGACACCCCCCUCUUUGCCAUCUUCCUGGUGAUUUACGUGCUCACCGUGCUGGGGAACCUCCUCAUCCUGCUGGUGAUCUCGCUGGAUUCCCACCUCCACACCCCCAUGUACUACUUCCUCACCAACCUGUCCUUCAUCGACAUGUGGUUCUCCACUGUCACGGUGCCCAAAAUGCUGAUGACCUUGGCGUCCCCGGGGGGCGGGGCUGUCUCCUUCCACAGCUGCCUGGCCCAGCUCUAUUCCUUCCACUUCCUGGGCAGCACUGAGUGUUUCCUCUACACGGUCAUGUCCUAUGAUCGCUACCUGGCCAUCACGUACCCGCUCAGGUACGCCAGCUUGAUGAGUGGGAGGACGUGUGUGCUCCUGGCCGCCAGCACGUGGCUCGGUGGCGCUCUGCACUCUGCUGUCCAGACCUCACUGACCUUCCGCCUGCCCUUCUGUGGGCCCAAUCGCGUCCAGCACUACUUCUGCGAUGCACCGCCCAUCCUCAAACUGGCCUGUGCGGACACCUCCACCAAUGAGAUGGUCAUCUUUGUCAACAUUGGGGUAGUGGCCGUGGGCUGCUUCCUGCUCAUAGCGCUGUCCUACGUGUCCAUCGUCCGCUCCGUCCUGAGGAUCCGCACGUCGGAGGGGAGACGCAGAGCCUUCCAGACCUGCGCCUCCCAUUGCAUCGUGGUCCUCUGCUUCUUCGGCCCUGGUCUCUUCAUUUACCUGAGGCCGGGCUCCAGGGACGCUGUGGAUGGGGUUGUGGCUGUUUUCUACACCGUGCUGACACCUCUGCUCAACCCUGCUGUGUACACCCUGAGGAACAAGGAGGUGAGGAAGGCGCUUCUGAAGCUGAGACGUGCGCCAGUGUCCGCUCAGGGUAAAUAA
Nycticebus coucang (slow loris) is the source of this 936-nucleotide messenger RNA. Its product is annotated as olfactory receptor 10G7. Gene Ontology annotation, molecular function: olfactory receptor activity; G protein-coupled receptor activity. The coding region runs from base 1 to 936 and encodes 311 amino acids. NCBI's taxonomy places the organism in Eukaryota, Metazoa, Chordata, Mammalia, Primates, Lorisidae. The transcript has a single exon. The record is from RefSeq and is a predicted model, not a curated record. Gene Ontology annotation, cellular component: membrane. Gene Ontology annotation, biological process: G protein-coupled receptor signaling pathway.